GGAGAACUGGGGCGCUUCCUGUGUCGGUAUCGGUGCUGGUCUAAAAAAGCUCCGCAGGUAGAAUCGCGUGAUCGAAUGUCUUUUCGGUGCGACGAAAAUGGUGAAGUGUGGGAGAGAGUGGGCUUCGAGUGAAGGCUUUGAUACCUCGAAUCAUGACAGAGGCGUCGGACGAUUGUUGUUGUAGCAAUCUGGUGAGAGUCCGCGCUCAGGUAAUGACGAGAGAUGACAGUUCGGGUGGUUGGGUUCCUUUGAGCGGCGGCGGCUUGGCAAAUGUCUCAGUCAGGCGCAGAGUUACCUCAUCGGGAAUACAUCAGACAAACAAUGCCAAUGGAACUGGUAUCUCUGCGCAUUCUACAGCUGUUGCUCCUCAAAACCAUGGAUCCUCUAGUAUCUCCCCACCUGGCGCGAAUAAAAGGAAAUACGAGUACCUUAUAUACGGCAAACGCAUUACGGAUCAGUCGAUUGUUCUCAGUUGUACAAUUAAAAAGGAUUUCGAAUAUAAUAAAGUAAUGCCAACCUUCCAUCACUGGCGAACGGGGGAGAAGAAGUUUGGCUUAACAUUUCAAACGGCUGCCGAUGCAAGAGCAUUCGACAAAGGUGUUCGAACGGCAGUCGAGGAAUUAUUAGAAGGUCUGUCCGACUUGACAACCGCCAAUACUUCAGAUACCGGCGACGAGGAUGUUUUUAUGACGUUGAAUUUGCCGUUGGAACCACCCGAGCUACGUCCGUCUUCAGACACGCCUCACGGGAUAGUUCGAGUACCGAAUUACUCUCAGUAUACGGAGCUUACCGAUCCGCACCGAUCUAUCCACUACAUCGGCGGCUCCCCCGUUAAAAGCCCGCCGACGCAAUACUCCCUGACAUCCGCCGCGGAUAUCGGAUCGGACAAUUACCCCUACGUGCAGCUCACGACGCUUAAUCAUGAAUAUCUGUAUCCAAUCAUCGACGAUCAGAAGAGCGAACGAUUGGACGGGCACAACACCUCCAACAGUGGCAGCUCCCUGAAGAAGCCGGAUAUCAUAAUAUCGCAGCCCUCGAAAAACACCGGCAAGCGCAACGUGCACCUGCGCUGCAAGCACUGUCAGGAGCUCUACUCCGAGCAGCAUAAUCCUAAGGGCUCCUGCGAGUACGCCCCGGACCCGAUCAGGCGCGGGAUCGCGACGGUCUCCUGUUUAUCGUGUGCCCAAUGUAUGUUGUAUCACUGCAUGAGCGACGCCGAAGGUGAUUUUGCACAAAACCCUUGUAGUUGUAGUACGGAGGAGGGAUGCGGGCGCAGGUGGUUCGGUUUGGCUCUGCUGUCGCUGAUCGUUCCCUGCCUGUGGAUCUAUCCUCCGCUGAAGGCUGUACACUGGUGCGGGAUGUCCUGUGGGAUAUGCGGCGGACGUCACCAUCCCAUGGAAUAACUAGAGGAACCCUUUGGUGCCUCUGCUCCGUACUCGAUUGGAUUAGACGAUUUCUCGGCGCCCCGCAACGCGGUCGCCAAUGUGUACGAGUGUCACGAUCUGAGUAUGGGUCGCUGCCAGAGGUAUCAAAGGGGUAGACAGCUUCCGGUACAUGCACUUAUCCAUCAGCGUCAUCUCUGAGGGCCGGAGGAGAACUCGAUUCUAGCACAAGGUGUCGCGAAAUGCGUAGAGGCACGAUGCAUAUUCCGUACAUUUUGUAUUACCUUAUUAGCGAGCCGCAUAAUUAGUCUUCUCUGUACAUUAAACGGGGGUGGAAGUCAAAUAGUAUUUACAAUCCGAACGAUCGAUCUGGUGGCGAGCAGCGAGUGGACUCGGACCGAUUACUUGUGAUACACGCGUGGCGGUGCACAUUGUGAGAGUGUAGCUUCUGUGAGUCGACACGAGAAAGAGAUGCUUCCGUUCUCUCUCAGUCUGACAGAGUGAUUUCCGCCUAGUGACGACUAACGGAGAGAGAGAGAGAGAAAACGGAUAAGGUAACUUCUGCUGGGAUUAUCUGUAAGAGGAUAUAUCCUCAUUGUUAGAUCUGAUUCGGUCGCGCACGCGCGACUAUUUAAAUCAUCAGCCGCAUCAGCGACAGAGUUUUCGUUCGUCCAUCUUCAUUCCCCGUAUUGUGCUAUGAAAUUGGAAAAUGGUAAACGCGCGAGAAAUUAAUUUCCUAAGUUAAUUUUAUUACAGCUGAUAAAUUGACUUAAUAAGUUAAUUUUAUUAUCGUUCCAUGGAUUUUCCGUCUUUUUUUCCCCAGAUAACAAAAUGAUUUCUUGAAACUAGAUAUCGCACUAAUCGUUCGUUACGAAUUUGAUCAGCAGAAAUUUUCUGGCAAAAUUGAAAACCAAGUGCUAUAAUAUCUUUCGUGUUCAAUAAUCUUGGCAGAAUCUUGACAGAGAUCUGAUAAGGUUUAUUGAAUCUUGUAUUUACAAUGUAUGGAUAUAUAAAUAUAAAUAUUUAUAUUUAUUUAUAUUUAUACUUAUACCUGUUAUACGAAAGAUCAUACAAAUCACAUUACGUUUUAGCGUACUCUGCAUUUUUGUUAAAUAAAACCCUACUCCGAAUUCAUCAGAGAAUCUCACUACGUUUAAAUUACAAAUUAAAAAAUACAUAUUUUGUUAUUUUCACUAUUUUGUGAGUUGUGACAUAUAUAAAAUUGAUGUAGCAUGUUCAUUUGGCAAAAUUCUUAAGAUGCUUCAUUUUUUUCUAAAAUUACAGUUUGAUCAAUUUCACUUUAUUAAAAAGAUACAUGACAGAUGAGAUAAAAAUGGACUUCUCAAUUAUUAAUUAGUUAGAUAAUUGCUUUAUUACAAUUUACGUUUUUCUAGUCCACUUAAUUCUCUUCUUUAAUGAGUUUAUAGAUUUUUAUUAAUUUAUAGGUUAUUAUACAUGUGACAGUAUCUAAUACCAAUAUCUAAUUAUAUCAAUAUCAAUCUCAAUAUUAUUUUUUUAUAUUUGUGAACUCCUAUGUUCCAUAAUAUAAAAAUUUUUAUCGUUGAUCUAGAGAGAAUCAAAUUAUUUUACUCGUCUACCAAACUAAUCCACAAUAAACAUAUGUAGACAAUAUUUAUUUAUAUUGAGACUGUGCGGAAAAUUGAAUCGAGGUCUUUGUUAAAUUAAGCAUUUCUAAAUAUCACAAAUCAGUUAAUUAUUUUCUAUUCUUAUUUACCUGAAAUUUCGAAAAAAAUUGUAAGAGGAUAUUUUCUUCACUCAAAAUUGGAAAGCUUAUUUCCAAACUGUCUUGUGCAAGUUUAUUUUUUAAAUUAUUUAUUUCUUACAAAAUAUCUGAAACGGUUUGGAAGUGAACUUUUCAAUUAAGAUAUUAACGUAUGUACAACAUACAGUAUACACGCAGUAUAAAUGAUACAUAUUAAUAUGAAUUUUAGCGUAUUUCAUAUCUGGCAUUUAGUUACGUCAUAAAAUGAUCCUAAAUAUCAUCUUUCUGUUUUAAGAUAAAUAUUAUGACUCUUUUUUUUUUUUUAUUUUCAUAUUCGCUUUUUACUUGUAUGCGGUUAUAAGUUAUAUACCAGAGUAGUGUAAUAUUUUUAUUUUUACGUGCUAUGUUUACAUACUAGUUAACAAUAUUGAAACCUUGUAAAUAUCGAUACCGGUGAUGAACGGUUAUUUGGAAUUUCAUAAAGUAUCGUUACAUGGAAGUUCAUUCUCAUGAUAUUUGCCUUUACUUUUUACUGACAUGUGUUUAACGUUAAAGAGAUUUAUUUAUAUAAUGGACUAACGUAUCUACAUCGUGCUUUACAUUAUAGAUAUAUACGAAGUGUUAUUAAAAUGCCUUGACUGGAAGAGACAUUUGUACAUUUGCAGGCGUGUUCAUCAAAAAGUACAUCUACGAGAUUUAGCCAAGAAUUUUAGUAACACCCAGUAUAUAGACGUCAUACGUAAAAAUGACGCAAGCUAAUUCUUCGAAAGCUAUUAAAAGAGAGUAACAGCAAACGUUUUCUUUUUUUAAUAUUUUACAUACGUAAUCUUAACGUAAAUAUUUAUUCCCCGAAUCUCAUCUUUGCGAAAAAUUUCAGAAGUUUCAUUGCAUAAACAAUCUCGUAUUAUAAGUGUGCUCUUCUUCGAAUAUUACAACAGGAAACUUUGUUAAUAUUGUAGAUAUCACAGAUUGUUUACUGCCAUAAAAAUAAUACUUAAUUUUUGUAUGAAUUGUGCACGUAUCAUCGCUAAUUUUAAGCAUUGAGCUGAUACAUUUGUAAUGUAGGAAUGACCUGUAUAAUAUUUAAUUAAUGGUAGAAAAUAUUUUUUUAUAUGUAAGUACAAAGCUAAUUUCUCGACAAGUGUGUUGUGAAGAGGCAUACCAAAUGAAAAGAAAUUGCACGUGUGAUAAUUCCCACAGGUGUAACGCGUAGAUAUAGGUGAGAACGUACGAACUUUUAUUUAAAUUGCUUUAAUAACGAAGCAAAUGUGAUACGCAUAAUUGAACCGAAAAGUCUACAACGUGUCUGUAAAAAGAUUAGAAUAAUUUAUAAUAAGAUAGAAAUAUAAAUAACAAAGUCUGUAUGAUAGUAUUGAUGAUGUUAGUCGAUAACGAUGGCCAAAAGAUGAAUGGGAGUACAUAAGUGUGAAAAGAAGAAGCUGCCGUGUAGAGAAAGUGAAAGAAGAAGGAAAGAUAAUGGUGUUAGCAAGAGAAAAGAGAGAGCCGAAAGAGGAAUAGAAAAAGAAGAACAAGAUGACAAGUGAGGAGAGAAGGAGAAAAAAAAUGAAAAAGAGUGAUGGUGAGGAGAAAAUGUAGAAAAGGAGCAAACGAUAUUUUGUGUGUAUGUUAUUUACGUGUGCGCAUGUGUGAAAGGAAACAAGUAGAAAAAGUAUAAUUAGGAAUGCAAAUCCAUGCAAAUGCAAGAUAUCCCGUUCCUUUUUUGUCGAGGGGUAAUAACAAAGCUCCUGAUAUUGAAUUUCGAGAAAAGGAUCGUGAUAUCCUCACACAAUCGAAGCAUCAACAAUAUUUAAGUUACUAAAUUGUUGUUAAACAAACCUAUCUUUAUUAUCGAAAUUAAAAAAAAUUUUUUAAACAAUUAAGCUGAAAAGUUACUUCUCCCGGGAUAUCCUGUGUGCAUAUUAAGCAACAAGCUUGCAUUCAUGAGUAACCGAAAAAUAAGUUUGAAAGUUCUCGAACCGAGAUGUUUACGGUGCCUGUCUGGAAUAUAACAUUUUUAAUAUUUGUGGCAGCACAGACUUGGGGGGGGAAAAAAAA
Molecule: messenger RNA, 5160 nt
Organism: Ooceraea biroi (clonal raider ant)
Lineage: Eukaryota; Metazoa; Arthropoda; Insecta; Hymenoptera; Formicidae
Gene: Spred
Product: Sprouty-related protein with EVH-1 domain
Biological process (GO): multicellular organism development; negative regulation of MAPK cascade
Cellular component (GO): membrane
Molecular function (GO): protein kinase binding
Source: RefSeq, a predicted model, not a curated record